AUGGGCGGCGACGGAUCGUCCUCAAGCACCGGCGACCGCGUUCGGGAGAGUUCACUCAUGUGGCCAAUGUUGACCCGCUCCAACUACUCGGAGUGGGCCAUGCUCAUGCAGUGUAACUAUGAAACGCUCGAGAUCUGGGAGACGAUCGAGCCCGGCGGCGAAGGCGUGAAGCGAGCUCAAGAUCGGCAGGCCAUGGGAGGUCUUCUCCGGUCCGUACCCAAGGAGAUGUGGGCGCGCUUUGGAGCCAAGAAAACGGUGAAGGAGGCGCGGGCGGCGGUGAAAAGCAUGAGGUUGGGUCUUGAUAGGGUGAAAGAAGCAUGCCCAAAGGUCUCGCUUGUGGAGUUCGAGAACAUCGCGUUUAAAGACGGUGAGAUGGUCGACGACUUCGCGCUGCGCAUCAAUGCGCUCGCGGAGGAACUGCGUGGGCUCGGGGAGUCCAUCGAUGACGCUCGUGUCGUGAAGAAGAUGUUGCGAGUUCUCCAAGCGCUAUGCCCAAAUUGCGGUGUCCAUCGAGAUAUCUGCUGGAUGUCAAGACCGUCGAUUGAAGAUCCGUGGGGGCGUCGAAAGGCGGCUGAGGACCGGUUCGAGGUCGACUCCGUCACGGAGCGAACCGGGCGUCUCAUGUUGUCAGAGGAGGAGUGGUUGUCCAAGUACCGUCACCGUCUAAUUCUAGAGUCGUCUUCCUCUGGUGGAGGAGAGAAGCAAGGCGGGUACAACCCCGCCAAGCAGAAGGGCGGUGGGCGCGGUGAGAAGGAGCAGUCUGAAGGCGACAUCGGAGGGUACACCACGCACCGCAAGGGAAGGUGA
Molecule: messenger RNA, 807 nt
Organism: Miscanthus lutarioriparius
Lineage: Eukaryota; Viridiplantae; Streptophyta; Magnoliopsida; Poales; Poaceae
Source: the annotation of a GenBank genome assembly